Haemonchus placei is the source of this 861-nucleotide messenger RNA. NCBI's taxonomy places the organism in Eukaryota, Metazoa, Nematoda, Chromadorea, Rhabditida, Trichostrongylidae. The record is from the annotation of a GenBank genome assembly.
AUGAUUGUCGUAGGAAUUGCUUCUACGUCAGCUCUGAUCGCUACGGUCGCAUGUCUUAUAUCAAUGGUUUUCAUUAUAAACGACAUCGAUGACCUACGGAAUGAAGUGCUCAACACGAUGGAUGAGUUCAAAGUGGUGGCCGAUAACACUUGGAACAACAUCAUCGCCUUACACCCACAUACCCCAAAAGAAAGCAGAAGGCCUGCAACUUUUGCUACGCUGAUCGGGCGCCAUAAACGAAAUUCCUUUGACGAGUGCAACUGCGCACCGAAAUCGGAUGGAUGCCCUCCUGGACCUCCGGGACCACCUGGACCACCGGGAAAGCCAGGAUUUGACGGUGAGAAUGGUAGCGAUGGUCGCCCUGGCGUAAAGGGAGUCGCCAUAGCCGUUACCCAUGAUAUCCCUGGUGGGUGUACCGUAUGUCCACGUGGACCACCAGGACUACCGGGUAGCCGAGGAAAUGCAGGACCCCCUGGUCGAGAUGGUGAACCUGGCUGUCCAGGACCACAAGGAGAAAUAGGAAAACCGGGCCCACCAGGCCCUCCUGGUGAAAAAGGAUUCAGCGGAGUACCAGGUUUUCCUGGAAAAGAUGGCUUCCCUGGUUCACCGGGUUGCCGUGGUGCGCCUGGACGACCUGGACCACGAGGAGAAAAAGGUCCACCAGGUUUUCCCGGAAAGGAUGGCGAAAUUGGUGAACCUGGUCCAAGAGGAGAAAUGGGACCUGUGGGACCUAGAGGACAUCGCGGCAAACCAGGACCGAAAGGACCACAAGGACCUCCUGGACCGCCAGCUCUUCCUGGUUUUCCUGGACACGACAAGGAGUACUGUCCAUGUCCGCCACGGCGCCGCAAAGCAGCAUAA